AUGAAGUUAUGGACCGAUACAAAGGACCGACGCAAGUACGAAGAUCUGUCGGAUUUGUAUGCCAUUUUCAAGACCACGGAGCACCUGGAAGCCGCUUACGUUCGAGACGCCAUCACACCCGAACAGUAUACGGAAGCGUGUACAAAGCUGAUUUCACAGUACAAAACAGCCGAGACGGCGCUACGUUCCGGAGGCUUUAUUGACAGCGUCGAAGCUUUCGUCUCCGAGUACAGACUGGACUGUCCUCGAGCACUCGAGCGACUCGUUCGCAUCGGUGUGCCGGCUACUGUCGUGCACAAUACGAUCAACCGCAAGACGGACUCGGUCAAUGUGGCGCAGACCGUGCAAAACUUCAUCACGCUCAUGGACGUGCUCAAGCUCAACAUUCGAGCAAUGGACGAGAUCCAGCCGCUGCUGAGCGAGAUGAUGAGCUCGUUGACUAUGGUAAGCGGCUUGCCGCCCAACUUUACAGGACGCGACAAAAUCGAGGGCUGGCUAUGUACCAUGAACGCUAUGAGGGCUUCCGAAGAACUGGAUGAGGAGCAAACGCGUCAGCUGAGUUUCGACCUUGAGCGUGCGUACUCGUCGUUUAUGGCUUUUCUAAACGAAUAG
Peronospora matthiolae is the source of this 612-nucleotide messenger RNA. NCBI's taxonomy places the organism in Eukaryota, Oomycota, Peronosporomycetes, Peronosporales, Peronosporaceae. The record is from the annotation of a GenBank genome assembly.